CCGUUCCAAGCAGCUAGCUGACUUUUAGCGGUCCGUCUGUUCGUUAGCACCGCCUGGCCAGUUGCUCCUGCGUAGCCAGCCAAGUAAGAUAGACCUAUCGCAAACAUGUCCGAAGCAAGCCGUAUGUUGAAUUUCUCAGCAGGACCCUCCGCGCUUCCCCUCCCUGUUUUAAAACAGGCUCAACAAGAAAUGCUAAAUUAUAAUGGAUCAGGCUGCUCCGUAAUGGAGCUCAGCCACAGAUCAACAACAUUCGACAGAAUCAUCAAGGAUGCUGAGAGGGAUCUUCGGGAACUCCUUUCUGUUCCUCCAACUUACAAGGUUCUCUUCAUGCAGGGCGGUGGUACGGGGCAAUUUGCCGCCAUUCCAUUAAAUCUAUGUCCCAAGCUCAACGAACAAAAGGCCGAUUAUCUAGUCACAGGCACGUGGAGUCGAAAAGCUGCCGAGGAGGCCAAACAAUACGUUCAAGUUAACCUGGUGACACCGAAGACGAGUAAAUACACCCGAGUUCCACCCGCCUCCGAAUGGAAUCUCUCGCCCGACGCCGCCUAUUUCUAUUAUUGCGAUAACGAGACGAUUCACGGCGUCGAGUUCCCUGAAGUGCCAGACGUAUCGUCGUGCCCGAUCGUUUGUGACAUGUCGUCCAAUAUUCUUACGCGCCCCGUUGACAUCUCCAAGUUUGGCGUCAUUUUUGCUGGCGCUCAGAAGAACCUUGGGCCCGCUGGAGUGACCAUCGUCAUCGUUCGCGAAGAUCUAGUUGCUGUCCCGGCAUCGGUCUGCCCAAGUAUAUUGGCUUACAAGGUGUUUGCUGAAAACGAUUCGCUUUAUCACACCCCUCCAACAUAUGCUAUCUACUUGCUUGGACUCGUGCUCAAGUGGAUCAAAUCGGAAGGCGGCGUAAGUGGCAUGCAGGCACGGAGUGCUGCGAAGAGCCAAGCUAUUUACGACCUCAUUGACCAAUCUGGUGGUUUUUAUGUGAGCAAUAUCGACAAGGCUUGCCGAUCGAGAACUAACAUUCCAUUCAGGAUUCGGUCAAACGACGCACUCGAAAAGAAAUUCCUAAAGGAAGCUGAAAACGCGGGCAUGAUUCAGCUAAAGGGACAUCGGUCCAUUGGAGGAAUUCGCGCAUCAGUUUUCAACGCUAUGGAUGUUGUUCAAGCCAUGAAGCUCAUAGAAUUUAUGAAGCGCUUUCAAAAAGCUAACCAAUAGUAGACGGCCGACUCAGUUGGCUGGCUCGAUGGAUAAUACCUGAUAAACCACGUUUAGCUAUUGGGAGCAUGAAUGCUUUGUUACUGACACGAGAAUCUAUAGCGAAAUACGAACCGAAAUGCCGAUUUAAUAUUCUAGAAUAAGGUUAAGAAGUAGCGAAAAUGCGUAUUUGCACUAUCAGUUGUCCUAACAUUGUGCAGUCCUAGGAUUAGAUCUUCAUUGGUGUAUAGGCCCACAUAGGGCUUCCACUACAAGGAGUUGCAUUUCGAAGAAGCUCAGACAACUGUGGAACGCCCUUUUUUUUUCAUUUGAGCGUGGUCAAUGGCUAAAGUAAGACUAAUUUAUUGCGAAAGGAAGCCAAUCUAAACCUUUGGUUAAGAUUGCAGUUGUGAAGAUGAUGGCUCAAAAAUCAUUUAUUGCCUGUGGUCAACAGGCAAAGUGUAUAUGUUCGGAAUUAGGAAGGUUCUUUAAAUCAAGCAGAUUUACCUGCAUCUAGGUCGAGCUUGACAUUGAUACCUGGCGCAAAUACUGGUAAAAUUUGACCCUAUAUAACUUUUAUUAUUGCGAAAACAACCUAUUUCUAAGGUGUGUUGUAACAUUGAGAUGACCUUAACGCGGGCGUCGAGGGACGUGGUUCACUUUGAACGAUGCUGACUUAUUGAUAUAAGUUCCCAGUCGCUGGCGUUUGACAGAGAAGGUACUGGCAAUUUAGGCAGGUACAGAAAAGACUGUGCAUUUAUAAUAUGUAAUUACAUAGCGCAGCUACUUUGUAAUACAACCAUUUACAUAUAUCAGAGUGCCAAUGUAUAUAUAUAUGCAUCUAUAUAUAUAUAUAUAUAUAUAUAUAUAUAUAUAUAUAUAUAUAUGCAGAAUAAAACAAUGCACACUAGUAAAAAAAAAUCCGUUGUCACUUUUGCAGUAAAAGUUGCUUGGGAUUAAAAAAGUUAUAUGAUAUAAGUUAGUUGAACAUAUCGUCCGUUUGACGAAAUGAUUAACAGUCGUGCCAGACGUAAAAUGCGACGCGUUUAGUUAGACAUAUUGUAUGAAGUGACUGUGACGUAUGUUAAUGAUUGGUCAAUUCUUAAUUACAAAACUAUAGUUCGUCUCCGUUCCAUUUGCAGAUACGAUUGCUGUUAACAAGAGCCAAUUGUCUAACAGGUUUGUGUCUACUUAACGACGCUUCUGAGCACACGUAAAUUUUUAUAUACUACAGUGCAGAGCUUAUUGAGGGGCCUUCCUUUUUUUGUUAUUUUGUGUGCCAUGGAUUCUAUUUUCAAGAGUCGAUAAUUUAUCAUAAAUAAGUGAAACAAGAACUUAAAAUAAGUUUAUAAUAAAAGUUGAAACCUCUCUUGAGAUCAGUCUCGAAUACUAAGAGCUUCCUAACGAUAGAAAUAAAAAAUUUUCGUUAAUCAAUGUACAUGCUACUUUGCGGAUUCGGUAUUUACAUUACUUACAAUUGGGUUGUCUCUUGCAGCAUAUUGCAUCAGCUAAAAAAGUACCAGUUACCGGCCAUUACUGCUGUAUCAUAUUUUCUCUAGUAAUGGAAUCAAGUUCUAUACGCCAUUUUCAAAAUUCAUAAUUAUAUAUAUUUUUCAUAGUUUUUUUUUAAAUGACGAUUAUUAGCUCAAUAAAAUGUAUGAUUAAGCUGUCUUGAUUACAUCAUAUAAUUUUUGCUGUUCGCAUCAUAUACAUUAUGGGGCACCCAUGUCCGGGUGUUUCCUUGUGAUUUGUUUUUGAGACCAUAUCCAAACAAAUCAAGACUGGUUUUCUAUAGCAUAUGCUAGAAAUGUCAUUCCUGAAGCUUAUAUAUAUAUAUAUAUAUAUAUAUUUAAAUACUAAACCACUACGCACUGCGAUUAGAGCUUCGAUUCGGGUCUUAAAUCACAUGUUGGUCGUUUGCAAAACAUACCUUCUCUAUUGUGCAAAUAACGUUUUCAUAUUAAUCAUAUGUUGAACAAGAUUGGUUAAUGUGAACUCGUUAAAGGGUCGCUUAAAGACGCUACAUACUAAAUAUUCUGGAAAAAAACUCAGUUGCAAGUUACUAGGAGACGAAAAAUCACAAAUACGCCACGAUUUUUCAAGGCUAAAAAGCUUAUAAGAAGUGAAAAAGCGGAACUUAUAUUCUUUUCUCCAAAAACAACCAAUAAUUUUUGGGUCAAAAACCUUAAUACAUCAAAGGUGGCUUAUUGGGCUGCUUUGAUCAAUUUUCUAGCUUUUUAAAUCUGAAGGAAGAUCUUCCGAUAUGUCUCAUGAAAGUCUUCCUCGGAUUUUUUAAAAUUGCAUCAAAAAUGGCAUUACUGCAGACUCUCGAUUUCGGGAAAAAAAAAGGAAAGCUCUUAAUAUUGAUAGGGGUUUGGCCGCUUAAAGAAAUAGCAUUAUAGCUAAAUGUUGAUAAAAUUCCAAAAAUAACGUACUGCUUUUCGCCAUGAUAAGUUUUUCAUGUUGCUCUAAAAAGAACUGGCUUUUUUCCCUGCUAUUACGUAUAGCGAACAAACGACCCGCCAAAGUUUGCACGAAAUUGAAAUGACCCUUUUUGUAUAUACACGUACACAGGCAAAUAGCCUGCAGCGUUGAAGCGACUUGACCGAUGAACUUCAAUAAUUUUUACACGGUAAACAAAACCAUUCGUAUUGUAUAAAAGUCGUAUAGAUCAAUACCUUAAACGGGGCAGUGGGGUGUUUAGAGCACUUAGAGUCGAUGUAAUUAUUUCUAAUAGGUUUUAGAGGAUUGAAUAUACAGAUUUUCUAGCAAGAGCGAACAUCUGGCCGACGGCUGACUCUACCAGAGAUUGUGUUAUCGUGCUAUUGGUCAUUUCUUUAGGAUUUAUCUGUUAGUUUUUUUUUUUUUCAUAAAUCGAUAUGAACAUCAAACAAACCAUGAUUGUAAGAGCACGACGAAACAUAAAGCAAAGGUUAGUUCUGUGAUACGCGGUUUCACCAUGCAGCUCGUAAUAUUCUAAAAUCUAUAAAAAUUUUUCGUAAAAAUAAAAUGUUAAAAUCAUAAAUACAAUAUCACGUUUUAAAACUAUACCGAUAUUUAUUGUCCUUCACGUUCCCCCAAAGACAAGUGACUGAAAUAUGUACGUAUGAUUCGCUCACACCCAUGCUAGAUCUUAUUACGUGCCCUUAUCAUCGGCAGUUAUCUAAUCAGGAUAAUCGGAUACCAGACGUUGAUUGUGCGCAACUGGGCCAUCCACCUGAUAGCAAUGAAAAUGCUCCGCUUCUUAUAAAAGCCAAAUAGACCCGCCAUCUUGUUAAGUUCGGCCGAAACCGGUUAUGCGAAGACUGCACAAAAAACAUGUGCAGCGAUAAUACUGCUUGCGCAUAUAUAUUUUUGAUUAAUCUAAAAUUGCUGUUUUCAGAUCACGUGUUAACAUACACCUAUAAACCAACGAUCAUCAACGUUCGUAAGAAUGCAAUCUCGAAAUGCUUCUCGUACUUAUUAUUAGAAACUGGAUGAAAACCAGACUCCAAAAAAUACUCGCAAACACCAGAAGCACAUCCCGCUCGCUUAUACUGUACGAUCAAACUGAAAAUUAAAUUCAAAAUUAGUUAAACAUUUUUUCACAUCAUUUGAUAUAAACUAUGCAUUUCGCAGCGACAGAGGUUCCUUUUGUUAACAAUACACGAAUUGUGAAUCAAUAAUUAUAAUUUAACAUCUGUAGGCUAUCAAUCGUGUAGGUAUUAUAUUGUAAACGUGUUUGAGACCUAUGAGGAUACACGUUAGGUAUCAGCUAGAGAUGCUAAGAGACACAUCGCAAAGAGGUGUGAUUUUGCAGCCAAGGAAGCAGUUUUGGGUCAAUAUUUUUCAAUUUGAUUGAAGUUUUAUGACAAAAUUAUACGGAGUGGACUCAUUCAGUAGUUCUAAAACAUUUUUAUUCACAUACUCUAAGUACUGCUUUUAAUUAGUGUAACUGCUAUUAUUACAAAUAAGUGUUUUUUUUUUCUUUCUAGAAAAACGUUUCAAAUGAGUUUCCUGAUAUUUAUUGAUCGUUUUUUCACUCCGCCUCCACUAAAGUCAUCCUGAAAAGCUCAUUAGAACAAUGUCGAUAAGCAGCCCAUAGCUAAUAUGCACUAAGGUACGAAUAAAAUAGACGCAAGCCACAGUAGCUUGUCGAUCACAUAAUCGACGUUGCUCACACAGUAACUGCUUCUUCACUGGCACAUAUAAUAGUGCGUUUAUAUACUUAUAUAAUAAAGUAUAUAAACGAGACAACUGAAGGUGUCGUAUAUUGAGGCGAAAUACGGUCCACGAACCCGCUACAAAUGUAUACUCAUCGUAUCGAACAAUUCGACUUUAAACGCAAAUGUCCGUCUAAUCAUUUUCAAACUUCCGGAUUUUUUUAUUGCCCAUUUACGAAUUUCCUAAGCCAUUUAUGUAGAAUAUUUUCAUAUGCAGACACCGGCUGCUUUUUUGUAAGAGCUAAAAACGAUUCGAGAAUUUUAGUUACGAUCUAGCACAUAAAUGCCUAGCGUUAAACAUGAACUUUCGAGUAGUUUAAAAUCGCACUACCGUAAUUAAGAAAGUGAGACGAUUCCACCUACUUAGAUCAAUUGCAGAAUACUUCAAUUGGUAGAGGCUUAGAUAUUAACAUUCAAUACACGUAACGCUAAAUCAAUAACAACACUAGUCUGGAUAUUCUGCAGUACUCUCUGGAUGGAUGACUUUUCCACUAUUACAGUAUUAUUUAUUAAGGAAGGAAGGCUCUAAAUUAGCCCAACUUUUCUGUAUUACGUUUCUGUUUAACAGCGCAGUCAUCAGCUGCAUAUGCUGCGAUUUCAUUAGUAUGAGUUUUUUCGGAAAAUAUCGUUACAUCAUCUGGGCGGAUCAACACUAAUUAUCAGUAUGUUUACGCGUGUCCUACCUAAUUCACCAACUGAUCAUGGAUAGGUUGAUGUGAGCCUGCAUUCUCUACUUUCAUUGCUAUUAGUAUUAAGAUUAUUACCAUAUUUAUUACACUAAUUUCAUUAUCCAUUCCAAUCUUUCUGUGGACAACGCAGGUACACAGAGUUUUCAGUUUUUUUUUAUCGCAGCAUGUACGCUAAUAACUGAAAUAAAAAAAAAAAAAAAAACUUUUAGAAAG
Messenger RNA from Varroa destructor (honeybee mite), 6289 nucleotides. Its product is annotated as phosphoserine aminotransferase. Gene Ontology annotation, molecular function: O-phospho-L-serine:2-oxoglutarate transaminase activity; pyridoxal phosphate binding. The record is from RefSeq and is a predicted model, not a curated record. Lineage: Eukaryota; Metazoa; Arthropoda; Arachnida; Mesostigmata; Varroidae. Gene Ontology annotation, biological process: L-serine biosynthetic process. Gene Ontology annotation, cellular component: cytoplasm.